Danaus chrysippus (African queen) is the source of this 3069-nucleotide messenger RNA. The record is from the annotation of a GenBank genome assembly. Lineage: Eukaryota; Metazoa; Arthropoda; Insecta; Lepidoptera; Nymphalidae.
AUGACUUGGACCAGGGAGUUGGAUGAGGCUGCGAUUCUGGCGACUAGGAAAGGCUACUGGCAUAUAAUUCUUUUCUAUCUUCUAUGUGGUCUGGCAGCGAUACCUACCUCGUUUCUAGUUUUCUCCCAGGUGUUCACGAAUGCUACACCAGUUCAUUGGUGUGCUCCGAUAAAAGAGAUUGAUGAAUUGAAUCUUCCAGAAGAUGUUGUAUUGAACCUGACAGUACCAGGGGAACAUGGAGUUUACGAAUCUUGUCUCAUAUACGAUAUAGAUGUAAACGCAUUAAAUAUAACUCUUGGACAAAUUACUGAGAGAUCAAAUCACGUACAAGGAUCAGUACGGAAUGCACUUGAAGAUAACCAGAUAGAGUCUAUACGAGAUAGUAUAUUGAAGUUAAGAAAGGGACCCGUAUCAUGUAAAAAUGGUUGGAAAUUUCAAAAAGAUCUGUACACUAGGACUUUGGUCUCGGAGUUUUCGCUAGUCUGUGAUAGAGAGUGGUUACCACGAACAAGCAACACAUUAUUCUGGGUGGGAUCAAUAUUCGGAAACGUUUUCUUUGGCUUAAUAUCCGAUAGAUAUGGCCGAAGACCCGCAAUUCUUCUCAUGAUAACCUUGGAGGUACCGCUUGCUAUAGCCGCUUCAUUCCCAGGGAAUUACUGGAUCUUCAUAGUGUUGAGGGUGGCUGGGGGACUGUUCUUCCCGGCUCUUUACCAGCUACCCUUCAUAUUGGCUUUGGAGCUGAUGCCGCCAAAGUGGAGAACUUAUGCUGGUAUCGUAGUUGGGAUGUUGUUUGGAAGCGGUAUGUGUCUGCUAGCUAUUCUGGCGUGGCUGUUGAGAGACUGGUUCUACUUAUCACUAGCCUCCAGUGUUCCCUUCGUCCUUUUAUUUGGAUAUUACUGGCUUAUUCCUGAAUCACCACGCUGGUUAGUUGGUAGAGGACGUAUUGCUGAUGCGGAAAAGGUUCUCAGAGAACUAGCUAGAAGAAAUGGUAUACAUUUAGAAAGUGGAUUUCUGAUAAAAUUACAUAAAAAGUUGAAAAAUGAUGACGAUGAAGCAGAAAUUACAAUCUUACGUAACGGUCAGGUUUUAUCACAAACAAAUGAUUUGAAGCAAAGAAGGAAUGAAAUGAUUUCAUACAAACCGACCAUUAUAAUAAGCGAAGUACACGAGGAAGAUGAUAGAAGAGACCACGUUGUUGAAGAAGAAAUGCCAAAUAUUAAUGUUGUAAAACUUACAGGCACUAAAAGUAAUAGAGAUGAGGAAUUGAGUCUCAAUGACAAAAAUGAAAUACUACAACACAUUGACAAAUCAAAAAUACAUACAUUGAGACGAAAAUCGAUGCAAUUGGUGAACAAGAUCUUACUGAAAGAAGAAGAAGAGGAUGUUUUAGAACGAAAGCGAUUAGAUGAUCAAAACUCCGAAGGAGAUUGCAAGGCCUCUCCUCUAGAUAUAUUCAGAUAUCCUAAUUUAAGAAAGAAGUUCUUUUUGCUAACUGUUAAUUGGAUAGCAAUAGGCGUUGUGUACAACGGUUUGAGUUAUAACACACCAAACUUGGGUGUGGAUGAUUAUCUGGCGUUCUUUAUAGGAGGUUUAGUGGAACUGCCAUCAUACUUUAUUGCGUGGAAGUCCAUGGAUCGGUUCGGACGGCGUUGGGUGUUGUUCUGCUUUGUCAAUGUGGGAGGAGUUGCUUGUUUAUGUUGUGCUCUAGUACCAGAAGCUUGGCCGUGGGUGACAGUAUUUCUGGCGAUGCUAGGUCGUCUCUGUGCAGCAGCCUCCUUCUCUGUGUUCUAUGUGCACAUAGGAGAACUUCUGCCCACUGUAUUAAGAGCACAGGCCAUGGCGUGCGCGUCUUUCAUAGCUGGUAUAGGAUUGCUGGCAUGCCCAUAUAUUGUGUCUUUGGCUUCCUUGUCCAAGGUUCUACCCUUAGUCAUCAUGGGCGUGUUAAGUUUAAUUUCGGGAGUCAUCACAUUAUUCCUCCCGGAGACUCUCAACCAACCGCUGCCUCAGACCCUCGGGGAUGGAGAGUUGUUCGGUCGAGAUUUUAAAGUACUGAGCUGUGUUGAAAACCAGCACAGGCCCGGGCCUCAUUCAGGCUCAGGCCCGGGCCCGGAGACUUUUACUCGCGAAGUUCCACAGCAGCUUCCUUCCGGGCAGGCUUGCGCGCGCGCCACGCCAGUCAGCUGCCGGCCGCCGGAGCGAACGCACGUGCCGCGGAGUGCUUGUGCUGUGACAGAGGACUGUGAAGUGGAGAACCGUACAGGUACCGCUGGGCCCCACGGCCCCGGCGGGAUGGAGUCCCCGCAGAUGUACGACCAGGCAGCGGCGCCUCAACCGCCACCGCAGCCCGACCUCAAGAAGAAUAAUGAAGACAAACGGAAUGCCUUCCCGCCUCCUGACUUGGACGAGCUCAACGGCCAGGAGAUCAGCCUGGAUUUACAGCAUCUCAUUGAAGAUCAGUUCCGUGGGGAGGAGACCAUGGCGUUGUUCCAGGAGAUCUUACCCGGGGCUAGAUCGCCUCAACAAAGGUCCUUCCCGCGCACCCUGGCGUAUAUGCCACAGCCUGUGCACUCGGGAGCUUCAUACGUGGCGCCCGUCCCUAACAACAACCACGAACAGGCGCCACCAAUUAAGGAAGAGCCCCCUGAGCCUCACGACUUCAGAAGAUCUGUGUCGUGUGCUCAAUAUACCGGUCAAUAUAACCCUCAACCUCCAGUCGGUGUGAGCGGUCCCUACGGCGGAGGGUUCACGCCGCUACCACCUUUAGGAGCUCCUCUCCUGCCGCCUAUGUUGAAACACAAGCCAGCGCCCGCCAGGAGGUCGUCAGGCAAAGUUCUUGACAAAGGAACAGACGAGUACAGGAGACGAAGGGAACGCAAUAACAUCGCGGUACGAAAAUCACGAGAAAAAGCCAAGGUCAGGUCUAGGGAGGUGGAAGAAAAGGUGAAAACUCUACUGAGAGAAAAGGAGGCUUUGUUAAAGAGGCUUGAAGCUGUGACGGGUGAAUUGAGCCUUCACAAGCAGAUGUACGCGCGCCCCACGGAAACGACCAUACGCUCUGACCGUAGGUGA